AUAUAUAUAUAUAUCCUACUAUUUCUCCGUUCCUUCUCUCUGCAAAACCUGACCCGCCUGACUCAUUCGAACCUCUCUCCCGGAGCUCCAUUUCCCGCCCCGCCGCUCCCUCUCUUUUUUUCCUUGCUGAGAAUUUUUAUAGAUAUUUUUUAAAAAAAAUUUUAAAAAUGGUGAAACCUGUGGCAACGGCUCAGCUUCAUCAAGAAGAAGAAGACGAAGAUGAUUACGAAGAUAAAGGGGAAACAGUGAAAGAAGGCAAAGGAAGCGAGCCAAAGGCGAAUACGAAUCGGUCUAAACAUUCUGAGACUGAGCAGCGUAGAAGAAGCAAGAUUAAUGAAAGGUUCCAGACUUUGAGAGAUCUUAUACCUCAAAAUGAUCAAAAAAGAGACAAGGCUUCUUUUCUGUUAGAGGUCAUCGAGUACAUUCAGUUUUUACAGGAAAAGUUGCAAAUGUAUGAGGGAUCUUACCAAGGGUGGAGCCAGGAGCCGACAAAACUGAUUCCAUGGAGAAAUCAUGGGCUUCCAGAAAGUUUUAUUGAUAAUUCUCAAGUUAUGAAGAAUGGAUCUAGUUGUGAGAAUAAUGUCAUCAUUCCAUCAAUACUUGCAAAUACGCAGAACUCAAUUGAAUCUGACCUGGGUAAUGCUGCAGUUUUCAAAGCACUGGAUCAUCCCCCUGGGUCAGCUACUUCUGUGGUUAACAUGCAGACACAACCGAACACUUUUGCUACUCAUGGAAGAGGUAGCAUCCCUACACAAUCUUUCCAUGAGUCUGCUUCUGAUUCUGAGAAUGUGGUGUAUCGACCCCAAUUUCAGUCAUGGCAAAGUAGAGAGUGUCUAACUGAGAGUGCCGUUCCAAACAAUUCAGCAAAUGGACAAGAGGACUUGACCAUCAGAGAUGAUUCAGUAGGCUUGUCAAGUGCCUACUCUCAAGGGAUAUUGAACUCUCUGACUCAAGCACUGCAGUCUUCAGGUGUGGAUAUGUCACAGGCAAGCAUCUCUGUGCAAAUUGAUGUUGGUAAACGAGUAGCUAGUGGAGUGACUUCUAUGGCAUCCAGUUCUAAGGAGAAAGAAAUCCAAUAUAGAAGCAAUCAAAUGAUGGCACAAACUGGAGCUCAUAGCUACACGGAGGAGUCUGAUCAGGCUUAUAAGAGGCGCAGAACAGGAAAAAGCUAGGUUAAUCCUAGUCACUUUCUUUUUCCCCGCUUUUCUUCUUCAUUCAGGUUCCUUUAUGGUCUGAUUGGGGUGCUCAUUUUUGCCAUGCCAUUGGCCACAGAUUAUUAGGUCUUAAAGACCAAAUGUAAAUGUUUGUGCUUCUUGGUUUUGCCAGGUCGCAUCUAUUCUCCUAGGGAGAAAAUUGUUACAUAUUCUUUUAUUUGUACUCGUUUGAGACAGAGGCUUCCAUGCAUAUAUGAGAAGCUGCUUUAUUAUUGCUGCUAUUAUUAUUUAAUCACAGUGUCUUCCGUAUCCCAUGUGAAAGCUUUUGGCAACA
This is a messenger RNA of Theobroma cacao (cacao), 1488 nucleotides long. RefSeq names its product transcription factor BIM2-like. Gene Ontology annotation, molecular function: protein dimerization activity; DNA-binding transcription factor activity. Gene Ontology annotation, biological process: DNA-templated transcription. Lineage: Eukaryota; Viridiplantae; Streptophyta; Magnoliopsida; Malvales; Malvaceae. The record is from RefSeq and is a predicted model, not a curated record.